AAAUUUACAUAAACACUACUUUAUGGUUUAACGUCAAACUGUCCGACUAAUAAAAACAAAAAUGUGAAAUUUUAUGCGUUAGCAAUUAUAAGUUAUUUUAUACGAAAGCUAUUUGUUUACUUAAUAGACGGUUUUGUAUUUAAGUAAGAUUUUUCACAGAAUUUAAAACAAUUUAAAUCAGUAGUUCUGGACCACCGGUCCUAGGACCAGCAGUAGUCCGUGGAUCCGCGAUAGCGAGGUGCAGGUUAUAACUAAAUAUAUUUCAAAUUUUACCCCAAAAACGUGGUCCGUGGCAAAACUUACAUUUUGACAAAUGGUCCCUCAUCACUAAAAGGUUAAGAACCACCGAUUUCAAUUCUACAACGCAUAAUAAAAUUGUCAACAUAACCUACAAAAUAGAUCGCUAUUCUUUGUAAAAUACUACAAAAUGCGUUAUGCUCAGCUAGUUGUCGGGCCAGCGGGUAGUGGAAAGUCAACAUACUGUUCAACAAUAGUGAAACAUGCUACUGAUACUAAUCGUGUCAUAGAUGUAGUUAAUUUGGAUCCUGCAGCCGAACAUUUCGACUAUGAACCACUUGUAGACAUCAGAGAACUGAUACAUCUCGAUGAUGCGAUGGAAGAUGAAGAUCUACAGUUCGGACCUAACGGGGGACUCGUAUUUUGCUUAGAAACUCUUUUAGAAAACUGUGACUGGUUAGAGGAGCAACUGGGUGAUGUAGACGAUGACUACAUCCUGUUCGACUGUCCUGGUCAGAUAGAGCUGUACACCCACCUGCCUGUUAUGAGGAAACUCGUUGACACUCUACAAAGGUGGAACUUCCGUAUAUGUGUCGUGUUCAUGAUUGACUCACAGUUUAUGAUUGAUGGUGCUAAAUUUUUGUCAGGUACAAUGGCAGCACUUAGUGUCAUGGUUAACUUAGAACUACCACAUGUUAACAUUUUGACUAAAAUGGAUCUACUAAGCAAAUCGGCAAGAAAACAAUUAGACGAUUAUUUGGAUCCAGAUCCACAUAUUUUACUGGCAGAUAUGAGGAACGCUAAAUCAAAAUGGCAUGAGAAAUAUGCUAAGCUCACUGAAUCUAUUGGCGAAGUAAUAGAGAAUUUUAGCCUUGUCAGAUUCUACCCUCUGAACAUCAAGGAAGAAGAGAGCAUAGACAACAUCCUGCUAACUAUCGACAAUAUCAUACAAUAUGGAGAAGAUGCAGAUGUAAAGGUCAAAGACUUUGAUGAGCCUGAUCCUGAAGAUAAUGAUGAAUAAAUUAAUAUUUUUUACAAAA
Melitaea cinxia (Glanville fritillary) is the source of this 1277-nucleotide messenger RNA. RefSeq names its product GPN-loop GTPase 3. The record is from RefSeq and is a predicted model, not a curated record. Bases 428 to 1258 code for a protein of 276 amino acids. The transcript is spliced from 5 exons. NCBI's taxonomy places the organism in Eukaryota, Metazoa, Arthropoda, Insecta, Lepidoptera, Nymphalidae. Gene Ontology annotation, molecular function: GTPase activity.